AUGGAGAUAAAGGACCGGGUGACCAUAGAGAAGCCCGCUGCUAUGAAAAGUUCCGCCAAAAGCCGAAACAAAAACAAGUACUGCCAUUUUCAUGAGGAUAUUGGCCACGACUCAAACGACUGCUAUAGUCUCAAGCGACUGUUGGACCGUGUGGCUGAUAAGGGGGUGCUGAAGUCUUACAUCCUUAAGUCUAAGGUGACCCUGAAGACAAACCCCAUACAGUCGUCCAAGAAGGAUGCCCAACCUGCUAGUAGUUCGGACACUGACAAAGAACUGAUCUACACAAUAGCAGGCGGCUUUGCUGAAGGGGGCCCAACCAUUAGAGGCACCAAGGACCAUGUCAGACGGCUGGAUAUCAGUUCAGUUGAUGAGGGCCAAGCGUCUAUUGACACUUUCCCUAAGGUCGUCAUCACUAAAAAGGAUAGGGGCAAGGUCCGCCGACCUCAUGAUGACCCCAUUGUCAUGGAGUACAAAGUGGCCAACCAGAAUAAGGUCGGCCAGAUCCUCAUUGACACCGAAAGCUCGUCUGACAUCAUCAGCUACAAGUGCUUGUCAAAGCUGAAGUACAAGCCCGACAGCAUUCACAAGGUGUCUCACACCUUGGUUGGUUUUGGGGGUGGGGUUGUGCACCCGGUCGGACUGAUUGACCUACCCAUUCGGCUGGGGGAGAAAGGAGAUGGACGCCACAUGGUUGUCCAGUUCUCGGUCGUAGAGGAGCUGAUUGCCUAUAAUCUAAUAUUGGGUCGUCCGACUCUGAACGAAUCCAAGGCCGUCAUUAUUCCAUCCCUCAUGCUGCUGAAAUUUGAGAAGGAUGAUGGGUUUAUUGGCUCCCUGAACGGGGAUUAG
Molecule: messenger RNA, 846 nt
Organism: Chenopodium quinoa (quinoa)
Lineage: Eukaryota; Viridiplantae; Streptophyta; Magnoliopsida; Caryophyllales; Amaranthaceae
Exons: 1
Coding region: 1-846 (281 amino acids)
Source: RefSeq, a predicted model, not a curated record